Molecule: messenger RNA, 2739 nt
Organism: Mauremys mutica (yellowpond turtle)
Lineage: Eukaryota; Metazoa; Chordata; Testudines; Geoemydidae
Product: butyrophilin subfamily 1 member A1-like
Exons: 5
Coding region: 565-1515 (316 amino acids)
Molecular function (GO): protein binding
Source: RefSeq, a predicted model, not a curated record
UGUCAGUAAAAUAAUUGGUUACGGUAUAGCUAAAAAUAUUACUAUAUAAAUUAGGGGCAAACAGAAAGUUAUACUUCAAAACCAAAUUUAAGCUUGCUAAAAGUUCACCCCCGUAAACAUCAAAUUGUUUGCACCUUCAAACUGCAGGUAUUGUUGCUCUCUGUUCAUGCAAAAAGAGUGAAAAAAUAAGCCCUCUAACACCCCCCUGAUCGACAUAAGUUUCAGUGGCAAAAGUGCUGGUGUGGACCCUGCUCUGUCGGCAGGAGAGCGCUCUCCUGCUGGCAAAGGGCGGCUACACGGGAGAUCUUGCUGGGCCGCUGUACGGCCUGUAGUGCCUUAGAGUCGUCCUGGAUAGUUCUCCGAAAACAUCUGCUCCAGGUGCAGCGACAGUCACAGAGGCGAAGAGAACGUUGAGAAUCCCCCGGAAAGGGGUAGGUAACAAGACAGAAAUUAUCACAUUGCCUCUCUGUAAAUCCAUGGCCCGCCCACGCCUUGACUACUGCCUGCAGUUCUGGUCGCCCCGUCUCCAAAAAGAGAGAUUGGAAUUGGGAGAGAGCAACAGGCAUGAUGAGGGGUGUGGAACAGCUUCUGUAUGAAGACAGAGACUCUGCCGCCGGAAAUGGAGCAGGACUGGUGGAAGAGGCUCUUGUCGUAUACAAAGGGCGUGAGAAGGGGACGUUCCAGCAGCCAGUGGCGAUUUCUCCUGAACUGGAAGUGAGACUCAGUGAUUUCUCCCAGAAAAUUGUUGCCCUCAUGGAGACCCUGAGGAAAUUCAAAGCCACUCUGCCGCCUCAGCUGGAGACAAAGAGAGGGGACCCCCUAGGAGCACACAGACAGGUGCACGUGACCCUGGAUCCAGAGACGGCGCAUCCCGAACUCGUCCUCUCUGCAGACGGGAAGAGCGUGCGAUGGGGACACACGCGGCAGGCGCUGCCCGACAACCCGGAGCGAUUUGACUCGGAGCGCUGCCUGCUGGGCCGCCAGGGCUUCGCCUCGGGGCGCCACUGCUGGGAGGUGGAGGUGCGGGUGCAGGAGGGGGGGCACUGGGCGGUGGGGGUGGCCAGGGAGUCCGUGCGGCGGAAGGGCUGGAUCAACCUGAACCCCGAGGAGGGGAUCUGGGCGGUGGAGCGGGGCUGGUGGGGCCAGUUCCGGGCUCUCACCUCCCCGGCCACCCGCCUGCCCCUGCGGCGCGUCCCCAGCAGGAUCCGGGUUUGUCUGGACUGUGACCGGGGGCAGGUGGCCUUUUUUGACGCUGUUAGCGAGGCCCCGAUCUUCACUUUCCCGCCGGGCGCCAUCCCCGGGGAGAGAAUCCGCCCCUGGCUCUGGGUGUGGAGAUCCUGGCUCAGGCUGUGUCCCCCGGGGGACCCCAAAACCCGCCUGCCCGGCCUCCGGUGCCCUAGUCUCUAUGACUGCGGAGGACUGCUGUCUUCCUACCGCCUGUCUCCCUGCGGUCUCUGCGACCCCGCCGGCUCCCUGGAGUCGCUGGACUUUGAAACCGCAGAGAGCAGGGAGUGACGGAGGGAGAGCAGCCAGUCGCGUCGCCCCCCCCCCCCCCCAGGAUUUCUGUAGCCUCUUUGUCACUGUUCUCUGUGGUCCAGGAGGGGCGUCUCCAGCUAGCUCUCAUCCCAGUCUCUGUGACCCUCAUGGACGCCCAGCCCCCCUGGCACUUUACCUCUGACCCCUGAAACCUCCUCCCCCAUCCCUCCCUGCAGCACCAGGGAUGGGGGGAGGACCCCGGGAGCUACCCAAGAGGCAAAAGCCCAGGUGCUGGAACUCGGGGGGCUGGGGGUGCGGCGGCGGCAUCCCCUGGCUUGCAAUGGUUUCCAUCCUAGACAGGGCUGAGUGUUUGGUUCAAUGGCUUUCUGCACCUCCCCCACCUCCCAUACAAAUUGUUCCCGCACCCCUGAGCAGAUGUGGGGGCUGGGCAGGGGCACAGGAUUAAUUAAUUAGUCUUUGGGGGGGUUGGGGGGGGAGCUGGAAGCGCCACAGCAGCAGGGAGUGUUUUGUACAAAUCUGUGUCAUUCGAUCUCCCAGCCAGCACCUCUCCCCCCCGGAGCCAAAGUCACCUUCCCCUGUAACUCCCGGACAGCUGCUCACAUUGUGAAAUGGUCACAUACACGCGGGGGGUGGGCAGGGGUGCAGAUAGACCAAAGCCCAUUAUAGAAUCGUUUAAAAAAAUCCUCAUUUGGGGUCAGUCUCAUGAUGUGUAUUUAUUUAUUUUUUUAAACUCCUGAGGUUGGCAGGGGCAGGGCGGGUUGAACCAGAGGGGAUAGGAGAAGCAAGACGAAAAGGUGAACUAAAAUAAAACGAGAAUGAAGGGAGUGUCUGGGAGAAAUGGCAGCAAAUAGAAAUGAAAAGCGUGAAAGGAAAAUCUGCCUGGCAGGGGAACCAGCCGGGGAGCGGGAAGAGGGGAAGGGAUCCAGCCAGGGGAAAGAAUGGAGAAGCCAGUGAUCUGUGGCAGGGAGGGGAGGCCCGUGGGAGAGACCCAGGAAACUAAGCAGGGAUGGGAAGUGAGGGCCAGGAAAAUGCUGAGAAGAAAAGGGAACAUGAGUGGCGCGGAGACUGAUGACGUUACUGAAAGUGAGCCUGUCCCGCCGUAAUUCCCUCUGUUCGUUCCUGCAUGUUCAUGCUGCUGUCGUGCCAUGAAGAAACCUGUUCUCAGUAGUGGGGAAUCUCCUUUCCCGUCCGCCUUUUACUCUCCAGCUUCCCAGUUACUUACUGUCAAUAAAACAUUACAAA